Vanessa atalanta (red admiral) is the source of this 2834-nucleotide messenger RNA. Its product is annotated as integrin beta-nu-like. Gene Ontology annotation, biological process: integrin-mediated signaling pathway; cell adhesion mediated by integrin; cell migration. Bases 164 to 2608 code for a protein of 814 amino acids. Gene Ontology annotation, molecular function: integrin binding. Gene Ontology annotation, cellular component: integrin complex; focal adhesion; cell surface. Lineage: Eukaryota; Metazoa; Arthropoda; Insecta; Lepidoptera; Nymphalidae. The record is from RefSeq and is a predicted model, not a curated record. The transcript is spliced from 13 exons.
GAUGUCGGCCGAAGGAGUCGUCGGUGCGAGCGCCGUGAGCGCUUCGCCCGCGCCUCCCCUUAUCCUUAUCAUCUUAUCAGUCCUUAUCAGUUACUCAUCGCGAAACCGAUCGCGUUUCGGUCGAAUAUAACUGCAAAUACCAGUGAUUAGUUCGAAAUCGAUCAUGAUCGGCAGAUUUUUCGUGUUCGCAUUGUUUAACUUGUGCAGUUUCUUUAUUAUCGGAUAUGUAAGCGGUCAAGUUGAAGAGCAGCUAUUGAAUAAAUUGGUGUGCAUCCAACAUGAGGAAUGUGGGCCCUGUUUGUCCGCUGCUGGCCAUUGUCGUUGGUGUGCAGAUCCCUACUAUAGUUCAACAGCUCCGCGAUGUAACGAUGAUGAAAGUCUGGUGGCCACGGGAUGCGGUCAGGGCAUGAUAGAACGCCCUGUCAAACCAGUAUGGGAAGUUGCUGAAAAUCAUUCUCUGCAAGACAUGCUACCCGACAGUCACGAGGCAGUUGUGCAAAUACAACCGCAAAAAAUAAGACUUUCGUUAAAACCACGUGAAACUAAGAAAAUUAAGUUUUCGUAUAGACCUGCCAAAAAUUACCCUUUAGAUUUAUAUUACUUAAUGGAUCUCACUUGGUCAAUGAAAGACGACAAAGAAACCUUAGUGUCUCUAAGAGACGAUCUACCAUCGUUGUUGAAGAAUUUAACAGAUAAUUUUAGAAUAGGAUUUGGUGCCUUCGCCGAAAAACCAAUAAUGCCAUUUAUAAGCGUCGAUCCAAGGCGACUUGCGAAUCCUUGUACGGUGGAAGAAGAGGCGUGUGAGGCAACCUACAGCUAUAAACAUCACUUAACACUUACAAAUCAGGUAAAUGAAUUUAUUGAAAAGGUAAACAGUAGUUCAGUGACAGCAAACUUGGACAACGCCGAAGCACAACUAGACGCUUUGGUGCAGGCGAUAACUUGUGCUAAGGAGAUCGGUUGGUCUCCUCACAGCAGAAAAAUAGUCAUAUUGCUCUCAGAUGGGCUUUUUCAUACAGCGGGUGACGGGAAAUUAGGUGGUGCUUCGUUAAAAAGCGACGAACAAUGUCAUUUAGAUGAGAAUGGUUAUUAUUCCGAAGCGGCCGUAUACGAUUAUCCGUCCAUAGCACAAAUAUACCGACUGCUUGAUAAGUACAAGGUGAAUGUAAUUUUCGCGGUUACGGAAAAUGUGAAGGACCAUUACGACAGCCUACACAAGCUGUUGAGUGACUUCACUUACGUAGCCAAACUAGAGAGCGACAGUUCGAACAUUCUAAAGCUAGUCAAAAUGGGUUAUGAAGAUAUCGUGAGCGUCGUUAAUUUUGAGGAUGACUCCAGUUCAGGCCCUAUAAAGGUUAAAUAUUUCACCGAUUGCGGAGUGAAAGGGGGCUCAUUGAUAGAAGCGAAGCGUUGCACCGGCGUUGGAUAUGGCAUGACGCUUAAUUACGAGGCCCACGUCAGUUUGGAAUCUUGUCCGGAAUACAAAAUGUCGCACCAAACGAUCACGAUAUCAGAAAGCCAGCUGGGUCAAGACUCUUUAACACUUGAUGUAGAAAUACAAUGCGGUUGUAAAUGCCAGAGCGAUGAGCAGAAGGAUUUGGUUCUAACGUGUCCCCGGAAUUCUCAUCUUGUCUGUGGAGUUUGUCAAUGUAAUAAAGGAUGGUCGGGUCCGUACUGCAACUGCACCAUAGAGGACGAGAACGCGUCGGCCGAGCUGCAGGCGCAGUGCCGCGAGCCCAACGUCACGCGCGCGCUCGCGUGCUCCGGCGCCGGCGACUGCGUGUGCGGCCGCUGCCAGUGCGACCGCGGCUCCAGCGGCCGGUACUGCCAGUGCAAGCAAUGCGAGAUCAGUAGAGAAAAUGGCGUAGAGUGUGGUGGUAUAGAGCGAGGUGUGUGUGUGUGCGGCCAGUGCGAGUGUGUGGAGGGGUGGAGCGGCGAGGCGUGCGAGUGCACCGCCGAAACCGACACGUGCGUCGCGCCGGCCUCCAACGAAAUCUGUUCAGGACAUGGCGAUUGUGUUUGCGGUCGAUGCCAAUGUUCCAAUGCUAACGAAGGAGGCACCGUUUAUUCUGGACGUUUUUGUGAAACAUGUGCAACUUGUGAAAAUCCACUUUGUGUUAAUGCAGAGCCGUGUGUUCUGUGUCAUUUGGAUAGCAACUGCACUGAUAUUUGCACUAUCGGAAAUAUCAACUACACUGUUAGUGAAAGGCUUGAUGAAGAAACAUCAAACAACGAUGACACAUCGUGCAUAUUGCGACAUGAGGAAGGCGGUCUCGAGUGCGACUACAGAUACACGUAUAAGGCUGCUAUUAAAUCUACGAUAGCGAUGGAGAUCGUCAUCAGGGCUAAAUUUUGUUCCCAGCCAACGAGCGCCAAGAUUAUGACGACAUCACUGAUAAUAAUGGCUUGUGUUGUGGCCGCCGGUCUUAUUUUCAUAUUUUUCAUUAAAUGUGCUCAAGUGGUAUCUGACCGACGAGCAUAUGCCAAGUUUCUGCAAGAAGCACAGGAAAGCAGGAAGAACAUGCAAGAGUUGAACCCCCUGUAUAAAUCACCAAUAUCGGAAUUUAAAUUACCAGAAUCAUAUCCGAGAGACCGGCAUGAUUUAUAAUAUAACAGUGAAUUUAAAACUAUUUGUAGGUAAGUAUAAUGUAUUGAUGUACUUACGCUUAAAUUGGAUCAAUAUAUGUAUUUUAUUGUAAUAUUGUGGAACAGUACAAAGUUGGUUCUAAUAAUUUUAAUUAGAGUUUUAUCAAUGAAGUUGAAUGUUUUAUUGUAAUAAAUCUAUUCUGUAAAAUAGUGUAUGUAGACUGUGGCAUAAUGUACUUAUUUUUGUA